This is a messenger RNA of Rhizoctonia solani, 1164 nucleotides long. RefSeq lists its product as uncharacterized. The transcript has 3 exons. Lineage: Eukaryota; Fungi; Basidiomycota; Agaricomycetes; Cantharellales; Ceratobasidiaceae. The coding region runs from base 1 to 1164 and encodes 387 amino acids. The record is from RefSeq and is a predicted model, not a curated record.
AUGGUCAUACAAACCAAAUGUGACAGCCACGGGCCAGAUCAAAUCAUGUGGAUAAAGGCUUUUUCUGGACCAUCGGUUCUAACAAUCCAGGCCAUCCCUGGUCACCUAUUAUCUAGGACUCCCCCUCGAGUAUCUCCACUCGCUGCUUCGGUUAUUCUUGAUACCAUCGCAGAAAGAUGUCCUAGGCUUCUCAGGCUCUCGCUCUUUGUUAGCGAGAGCAUUGGUAUUGACAAGAACGAAGGAGAAAACAAGUUGCUCGGACUACUCUGGAAAAGGCCUUAUUACAAAUAUUUCCAAGCGCUUCCAGCGUUAUACGAGCUAUCUUGUAGUGUUUUGAUGCUACAAUCCGACUCCAUCCAAGUGAUUGGCUCCUUACCUCAUCUUACUCGACUUUCCGUUUAUUCAAGUGGAGAGCCAUUGGUCAUUAGGCAAUCACACCUGUCGAACAAACUAUUCCCCUCGCUGCAUGAACUCAGUCUUCAAGAUAUUCAUCCAUACGAGGCAGCAGGUAUCAUGCAGAUUGCUUCGCUAAUGAAAUGCCUCACUUUAUUGGAACUUCUUACCAAUCCCGAGUGCCUCGAUCCCGAUGAGUCACGGGAAGAGUGGAUUAACACUACCCUGCUACUCCUACUAUCCAACUCUCCCAGACUCAACACACUUCACGUGGACCUCGAUCCUACUCGAGAGAAUGACGAAGCUUAUGACAUAGGGCAUCAGGACGUUAUGGAUACAUUUUCCAAACUCCCCCUGAUCUCACUCACGUUGACAGGGGUUCAUAUUGGAGCUUGGGCAUCGACUGGGAGUCUCAAAACUGUGUGGCCAUCUCUUUCAUCGCUUCGCAUGCGAAACCAAGAUGCUGGUCCGCGGAUUCUCUCUUGUUUUGCCCGACUGCCGCGAUUACAACAUUUGGCCCUAAGCACGCUAGAGAUUAGUGACGGCGUGGUUACAACGAUGGAGCCCGAAGAUCUUGAACGCACUUCCCAGUUCCUGUUAUCCAUCUUCCCUCGCAUCCGCCGUAUCAUCUGGAUGAAAUUUGGACUCGAUACGUCAUCCGAGGAAGAGCAACAGCGUAGGUUCAUUGGAUUCUUAAAUCAGCACCUGAGCAUGCGUAGGGAGCUAGAGGAACUGCGUGCACGGUGCUCAGUUCUAUCUCACGGGCGUUGA